Messenger RNA from Mizuhopecten yessoensis (Yesso scallop), 4039 nucleotides. RefSeq names its product carbohydrate sulfotransferase 15-like. Gene Ontology annotation, biological process: hexose biosynthetic process. The coding region runs from base 202 to 1515 and encodes 437 amino acids. The transcript is spliced from 8 exons. Gene Ontology annotation, molecular function: N-acetylgalactosamine 4-sulfate 6-O-sulfotransferase activity. NCBI's taxonomy places the organism in Eukaryota, Metazoa, Mollusca, Bivalvia, Pectinida, Pectinidae. The record is from RefSeq and is a predicted model, not a curated record.
ACAGGUGUGCAACAUUUCGGCAAAAUGGCGGUAAACAGGAAAUAUACACACAACUACUAAAGAGAAAGUAGCAAGCAUGUGGGAGGUAUGCGUGUAUGUUUACAAGGACAUCGGGUCUUGGCACCGUACCUAGCUUCCCGGAACUACUGAAGAACAUGAAGUUACACCUGUAGCGACUAAGCUACACCUGUACCGACAACAAUGACUGAUCGGCUGACAGGUUUGGUGAAUACUGUACGUAAGCGAAAACUCCUUUUGCUGGUCAUAUGUGUGGUUUACGUUUCAAUAACUGCUGUGGUAUAUUACGUCAUCUCUGACCCCAGUUAUGAUGUCUCACCAAAAGAUGUACGACGUUUGAACAUUCUCUUAAAAUCAGCUAUUUACGACGGCUGGAUUAGAACCAGUCCCCUUGAUCUAAAUACAUCCAUAUCCGGGACGUCUGUGGACCUGACCGGGACUGAUGGCAACCAAGACAAGUACACAUGUGACGUCAGGACUGGUCAAGAGGAUUUGCUGUGUGAUGUUGAGACGCCUAACUUUCUGUCCGAAUACAGAAACCCGUGCUGGAGGGUGUCCGGUCGUCCGCUGCAGUGUCUGCCGUACUUUCAGUUAAUAGGAGUCGACAAAUCCGGUACCACUGACCUAUUUUACAGACUUAUCCGUCACCCUCACGUCAUUGGUAACCAGGGUUACAUUGGCAAGGAAACAUUCUGGUGGGCAUGGAAACGUUACGGUUUGGACCUCCGUAAGACAGUACCACGUAGGGAUUUUGACUAUUAUAUCAACUUCUUCAGAGAAGCGGCAGCCACCAUAGAGGAGACAACAGACGCUUCCGGGUAUCAUGACGUCAUAACCGGUGAUGGAUCGCCUGUGGAUUUCUGGGAUUUCCGUGGUUGGACAGAUAUUCCACAAAAUAAUGGUCUAAAGGAGCCCCGAAUCCUAACCCCACAUCUUAUCGGCCACAUCAACCCGGACACAAGGUUCAUCUUAAUCAUCCGGGACCCCAUCGAGAGACUUUACUCAGAUUAUCAUUUCCUGCCAAUAAAAAGAGUUUGUACUCCCGAAUCCUUCCACAGUGCAGUAGCAAGGUCGUUCGGCGUCCUGUCGUCCUGUCUCCAUGGCAACACGCUACGACACUGCCUGUUUGACAAGGACUUACAUCAAAAAUUUAAUGAAAAUGCACGAAUACAUCUAGGAUUUUACGUUGUGUAUCUGGUAGAAUGGCUCAAGGUUUUCCCAAGGAAGCAGUUUCUGAUUAUACGGUUUGAAGACUACAUCACUGAUAUCCCAAAGUACAUCAACCGAGUAUACAGAUUUCUCGACCUAGCUCCCGUGUCCCUACAACAGACGGCGGUCCUUGGUAUUCUCAGUCCGGUCCGUGAGAACGUCACCAAGCGGAAGGUCAAGGCCAAACCUAUGCUGAACAAGACCAGAGACAUUCUUAGGGACAUAUACCAACCGUUCAACGUGGAGUUGUCGAACCUUUUGAAAAACGAAGACUUCUUAUGGUCGUGAAAACAAAGAUGGCGUGUUAUUCCAGUAUUACCCAUUACUACCUAUUAGUCGGGCUCUCUGAACAGACAGUUCUAUGUCCAUAUCGCCGAGGAACUUCUGCAUUGUUUUACUGAGUCAAUAUCCUAAAGAUGAUCGGCCAUGAUCAAUAUCAAUAUGAUCAAUAUCGCCGAGGAACUUCUGCAGAGUUUAACUGAGUCAAUAUCCUAAAGAAGAUCGGUCAUGAUCAAUAGUCUGUGGAUGUUUUCGCAGAAAUGCUGUAUGAUCAACACACCAAAGACGUGGACGAUCUGCAGUGACGUUCUAGAGAUAUACUAUAAUGCUCUAUGUUUAUAUCCCAUAGAUGUUGUCUGAUCAAUUUCCCAUAGACCUAUGAUUUGCUGGGAUGUUCUUCUAUCAAUAAUCCAUAAAUGUAUUGGAGAGACUGUCUCUUGUUAAUAUCAUUUGUGAUUUGGUGAUCUGCUUUAUGGCCAUUAGCCCAGAGAUGUUCGACAGAUGCUCUUUGAUCAAUAUUUAUAGUUUAAUCAGACGGUCUAUACACUGUCCGAAUGAAAACUAUCUGAACAUUCUGCUGCCAAUAUUUCUUGGGCAUUUAGUAAAAGUUUUCUGUAAUCGACGCUCCGUAUGGAUCCUGGAGAGGCAUUUCCAUUAAAGGAAUUUCCAGACAGUUUUUGGACGCUUUUCCGACUGAACACACUCCGAACACUCAAAAUAGAUAUAUAACGGACGUUCAGAAGAAGAAUUCUAGAGAGAUACUGUUUGGUUAAUUUGCAAAGCUAUUAAGUCACUGAUGCUGAUCUUGAGAGGAAAAAACCCAUUUGAAUAUUCUACAGCCAAUAUUUGAUUGACGUUCAUAUAGUUAUUUUGUUGCCUAGGUGAAGUAGUAUGUUCUUUAUAGUGGAGACUAAUAAUGUAUCUAUAUCAAGUUAUCACAUUUGAGACUAUAUACUCCGUGUAUGUUCUUCGUGUCAAAUGCAAGAAAAUGAAUAUAAGCCAGAAGUUCUUUUUUUUUUGUCUGUGAAACCCAACUAUAAGAACUUUCUAGUUUCGUAUUUUUUUCGUUACAAUGUGUACGGUAUUUAAUAUGUGUAAAAGUCCGCAUUUGUCCGAAAACACUGCUUUUGGCGAUCGGUCUUUAAAUAUCUAUCGCUUGAUAUCUUGGAAUUCACAUUCAAAAACGGGAAUGGACCUUCUGUAGCACCGGGGAACAAUUGUUUUUUUUUUCUUCAUUUAGCUGCAGUUGUCAUGUCGCAUUGAUUUCAAUAUGGUCCUUGUGUGUACACUAUGUCAUACUUAACAGGUCGCUUAUCCUAAUUUUCACAAACGAUUCUCGGUAGGAACUGCCAGUCCAUUGCCACUCACGGUCAUUUUUCAGCGAUCCACUCCAUUGAAUGCCCAUGAAUCGGGUCCACAAAGUUUUUGGAUGAAAGAAUGGCGACAGACUAUUUUCUUGUCAUUACUUGAGAAAGGUCGACAGAAUUGUGUAAAUUAUAAUAUAUUAUAAACGAUUACCUGGGAGGUAGCGCUUAUUUUUUAACAUUGAACGGAGAGUGGUAGCCAAAACAAUCUGGGGUUAUUCGGGCGGCAUUCUUUCCCAUAUUUCCGAUUUUAUCUUAUUUGGGAGAACCAUGUUGUCCUUGUAUAAUGCUUUAAAACAAACGACGACACAAAUUUGUGAUUCAUAUCACAGUUUAUUGUACAUUAAAAAUCAACAAGCACAGUUUAAUGACACAUUUGAGAUAGCUUGAAAAAAUAUAUUUAAAUGUUAAACACUGUGAACAACUCUGAAAGAGUGAAACAAAGGCAUCACACACACAAAAAAAUGUUUCCCUUUAGAUUUAUUUUGUUAAAUAUAUACGUAGUAUAUACCGUGUUGAUGACUUGACUAAAUAUCUCAGAUGUCAAUUUAACACUGUUAUUUCAUAUUUAAAAACCGAGUCUUGUCAACCUGUAAUUAUAUCAUUUAUUCUGCUUAGGUUAUAGAUCUUUGGGACUCGUUACAAUAGAAAGUAACUGCACUUUGGAUAUAUCCAAGAACAUGUUUACGGCACUUAAUUCCUUGCUAUCAUAAUCGAUGGUCAAAGAGGGAGAGACUUUGUUGAAAAAAAUCGAAUUCGUGGUCGAUCAUCUCUUGACAGUCACAUAGUAGCACAAACUUCACUUAUCACACAGAUAGGUCUGUCGGUCGACUGUGAGUAUCAACAGAAAUAUAAAGCUAAAAUAAUAAAGCUCCGGUGAUGAAUUCAGGUUUAGAAAAGCCUGAUGCUUAGUGUAAAAAACAAAAUGACACCAAUGAAAGCGAUUGAAAAAAAGUCUCUAACCUUGCUAGCCCCUUACCUAGCUACAAAAUGCUAUUUCAAACGAAUAACAACAAGUAUGGAGUGAACAUAAAAGCAGUUCAUAAUGACCUAGAUUAGAUUCAGACAAAGACAGUCAAAAAUACGGAGAAAAGUGAAGAUUUGAAAAGAGAUUUUUUGAUGUGAUUUUUUUGUUAUUACGAAAAUGUGUUUGAUUCAACAUCCACAAA